Messenger RNA from Brenthis ino (lesser marbled fritillary), 1242 nucleotides. NCBI's taxonomy places the organism in Eukaryota, Metazoa, Arthropoda, Insecta, Lepidoptera, Nymphalidae. The record is from the annotation of a GenBank genome assembly.
AUGGAGCUCUUGCAGUAUAUUAUUUUGAUUUGCGCUCUCUACUUUGUGGAGGCCAAAUUUUUACAUCUGGAUUAUCAAUACGAUGAAGACGCAAAGGUUUGGUUAAAACUCCACAACUUGAAGACAGGUUGGCAUCAAGCACGGAAAGUAUGCAAUAUGGAAGGUGCAAUUUUGGCAUCGCCAUUGGAUGAAACGCUAAAAGAUGCAUUGGAUACUUACUCGAAAGCCUACGGCAUUGAUCGGUUGUACGUCGGAAUACACGCAACGUUUUCUAGUCAAAUAUGGCAUUCGAUUGAAGGAAUAUCAUUAGAAAAUUUAGAAGAUCAUUUAAAUAUUAGUCAAAUGGAGAACAGUGACUACCGAUCCUGCGCAAUUAUGGAGGCUGGAUAUGUGAUAAACGUCGGAUGUCAAGAAAAGUUUCCGUAUAUUUGCUACAAAAGUAAAAAUGUUAGUAGGGAACUUACAGCCUGUGGAACUACUGAUACAGCUUAUCAACUGGACAAACGAACUGGCAAUUGCUACAAGUUCCACGCUGAAGCAAAGUCGUGGGUCGAAGGAUUCGAGACUUGUUUUGCAGAGCAAGCAUACUUGGCGAUAAUCAAUAGUUAUGCUGAGUCACAAAUCUUAACAGAUAUUUUUGCCAAUCACCCCAGUAACACGAUCUACGCUGACCAUCCAAAUGUCAUGAAUAUUGGUAUGAUUGAUUGGGAACAUAACAGAGAAUGGUAUACAAUUCAUGGCGAACGUUUACAAGAUUCUGGAUAUUCUUCGUGGAAUAGAGGAGAACCAAAUAAUGCAGACAAUAAUGAAUAUUGUGGCUCAAUUCACAGAAAUGGCCUUUUAAAUGACGAACCGUGCUUAAAAAAGAAUGUUUUUAUCUGUGAAAAAGAUGUAAAAUUUGUGCCAAAAGAAAACACUACGGAAAACCUAUAUACGACUGACUCUGAAUCUAGAGAAAAUCUAUAUACGACUGAGUCUGAACAUAGUGAAAAUCUAUAUACGACUGAGUCUGAACAUAGUGAAAAUCUAUAUACGACUGAGUCUGAACCUAGUGAAAAUCCAUAUACGGCAGAGUCUGAACCAAGUGACAAUCUAUAUACGACUGAGUCUGAACCUAGUGAAAAUCUAUAUACGACUGAGUCUGAACCUAAUGAAAAUCUAUUUACGACUGAGUCUGAACUUAAUGUAAAUCUAUAUACGACUGAGUCUGAACCUAGUGAAAAUCUAGUUAUUACGUAUGAC